CUCCCUCGUCUCUCUCUCUCACUCCUUCUCUUUCUCUUUCUCUUAAGCUUUCUCGCUCAAUAUUCUCUCUGUUCCAACGGCGCUGAAAACAUGGUGAGGGACGACCUGUACAUCACGGUGCCCAGUUUCUUUAGGUGCCCUAUCUCGCUCGACGUUAUGAAGUCCCCGGUGAGCCUGUGCACCGGAGUCACCUACGACCGCUCCAGUAUUCAACGCUGGCUCGACAACGGCAACAACACCUGCCCGGCCACCAUGCAAGUCCUCCACAGCAAGGAGUUCGUACCCAACCGCACCCUCCAGCGCCUCAUCCAGAUCUGGUCUGACUCAGUCCGCAACAACAAAACCGGUUCGGCCGAGUCGACUCCCUCGCUCGAGCAAGUACAGGACCUAAUCAAGGAGCUGCAGAGCAAAACCAGGGACGGCAAUAGCAACAAACCUAUCUCCGAGUCCUUAUCGAAAAUUGUUACUUUUGCGAGAGAAUCGGAGGAAAACCGGAAGUUUCUCGCGAAAAUGGACGGCUUCAUUGUCACGCUCCUUCAAUUUCUCGGCAAUGCCAGUGACGGGGCAUGUAAAAACAUCGAUUUUCUUGAACAAGUGGUCGUUGUUUUGGAGUUGGUACUAAGCAAAAACGAAGACCACCAUAAGCUCACGAAUUCGAUGCUAAAAAGCGACCUCGGUUGCUUGGCUUCGCUGCUUCACGUUUUGCAACAAGGGAGAACCGAUUCCAGAAUCGCAUCGGUUAGGAUUUUAGAAACCGUCGCAAACGACGCCGAGUCGAAACUCCUGAUCGCCGAAAAGGACGGAUUAUUGUCCGAAAUGCUAAAACUAAUCACUCCAGAGAACGAUCCGGCUCUAAUUGAAGCCAGUCUUAGAUGCUUGAUCCGGAUAUCGAUAACCAAACGCGUCAAAUCCAAAUUAGUCCACCUCGGCACAAUCAAAACAUUGGCAAAACUCGUAUCAGAUUCGAGUUCGAGCGUGACGGUGACGGAGAAGGUGUUGAAGCUACUCGAAACGAUGUCUUCCUGUAAAGAAGGGAGGUGGGAGAUAUGCGAGAACAGGGUGUGCGUGGAGGCGUUAGUGCAGAGGGUCCUGAAAGUAUCGAGUGCGACGACGGAGCACGCGGUGACGAUACUUUGGAGCGUGUGUUAUCUGUUCCGGGAUGAACGCGCCCAGGAGGCGGUAGCGAGGGCGAACGGGCCAACGAAGAUUCUCCUGCUGAUGCAGAGCAAUUGCUCGCCUUCGGUUCGCCAAAUGUCGGCCGAUUUGCUCAAAAUAUUUCGGGUGAAUUCCAAGUCCUGCCUUUCCAGCUACCAUACUAAGACCACCCAUAUCAUGCCCUUCUGAUUUUUGUUUUUGUAUAAUUUCUCUCUGUUAGAAAAAGAUGGAGAGGGAGAGAUCGAAAUUUGUAAAUCAAAGGAAAGUUUUAUUUUUUAGUUGGAUGGAUACAAAAGAGAAUUCAUUUGAUUCUAACACAAA
Juglans regia (Persian walnut) is the source of this 1476-nucleotide messenger RNA. RefSeq names its product U-box domain-containing protein 28-like. NCBI's taxonomy places the organism in Eukaryota, Viridiplantae, Streptophyta, Magnoliopsida, Fagales, Juglandaceae. Gene Ontology annotation, molecular function: ubiquitin protein ligase activity. The record is from RefSeq and is a predicted model, not a curated record. The coding region runs from base 91 to 1344 and encodes 417 amino acids. The transcript has a single exon. Gene Ontology annotation, biological process: protein ubiquitination.